Molecule: messenger RNA, 1149 nt
Organism: Colletotrichum abscissum
Lineage: Eukaryota; Fungi; Ascomycota; Sordariomycetes; Glomerellales; Glomerellaceae
Exons: 2
Coding region: 1-1149 (382 amino acids)
Molecular function (GO): ferric iron binding; oxidoreductase activity, acting on single donors with incorporation of molecular oxygen, incorporation of two atoms of oxygen
Source: RefSeq, a predicted model, not a curated record
AUGCAUCCCGCCGUCCUCCUCGUCCUCACCUCCGCCCUCCUCGGCACCGCCCACCCAGGCCACCACGAAGAAACCCACCCCUCCCUCCUCGCCUCCCGCCACGCCCACCACGGCCUCGCCCGCCGCGGCCUCGAAGCCUGCUCCUCGUCAAAGGUCUACCGCGACCUCCAAGCCCGCGCCCUCGUCCGCCGCGCCGACGCCAUCGCCUACCACCGCGCCAUCCGCAAGCGCGCCACCGACAGCGCGGGCGUAGGCCACAACCUCACCUCCUCGCACGUCGGCAUCGACACCUCCACCGCGUCCGCGGACCUCUUUGGCUCCAACCACACCUGCAUUCUCGACCCGGAGGGCGAGAUCGGCCCCUUUUGGGUAAAGGGGGAGCACCUGCGCUCCGACCUGCGCGACGACCAGGAGGGCGUGGAUGUCGUUCUCGACGGGCAGUUUAUCGAUGUCGAGACGUGCGAGCCGAUUACGGAUUUGUACUGGGAUCUGUGGAACUGCAAUGCUACGGGCGUCUACUCUGGCGUGCAGAGUUCCAUGAACGGCGAUGUGAAUGACGCGAGUAACCUGGAUAAGGCGUUCCUUCGCGGUAUUCAGAAGACGGACGCCGAUGGUGUGGUGCAGUUUACGACCAAGUUCCCCGGUCACUAUGAUGGCCGCGCGACGCAUCACCACAUGGUCGCUUUCCUCGACGCGACAGUCCUCCCGAACAACACCCUCUCCUCCUCCCACGCAGCCCACAUCGGCCAGCUCUUCUGGGACCAAGACCUCAUCACCGAGGUCGAGUCCCUCUACCCCUACACCCUCAACACCGUCGACGUGACCCUCAACGCUGACGACCACGUCGUCACGAGCCAGCUCGGCUCCAACGCCGACUCGGACCCCUUCUUCGACUACGCCUACCUGGGCGACGACGUCGCCGACGGACUCUUCGGCUGGAUUACGAUCGGCGUCAACCGCUCUGCUUCCUACGAGACCAGCUACGAUUUCGAGUUGACUGAGGCGGGCGGUGUCGCGGUCGAGGGCGAGUCGGAUGGUGGACUGAGUGGUGACAUGCCCAGCGGUGGAAUGCCUAGCGGUACUGGUGCUUUCAGCGGUGGUGCGCCGGCUGCUACUUCCACUGCUGCUGCGACUGCUGCGUGCGCAUAA